AGCAUGUGGAGGAGGUAAGAAGAGGAUUGAAGCUGAGGACAGUCAGCUGUCUGAGAUACGGCGCUAAAGACUUCUCCACCUGGACUUUCACAUUCACGACCAUGGGAUUUAUCCGGGGAUAGCGCGGUGUGGAACUUAACGUCUGUUCGCCCAGUCUCUCGCAUCUUGUUCUUUCGUCGUUCUCCUUUGCGCCAGGUGCUGUGGGAGGAGGGCAGCCAUGUCGGACAAGAUGUCCAGCUUCCUCCACAUUGGGGACGUCUGCUCCCUGUAUGCCGAGGGAUCCACCAGCGGCUUCAUCAGCACUCUGGGGCUGGUGGAUGACCGAUGUGUGGUGCAGCCGGACACCGGUGACCUCAACAACCCACCCAAGAAGUUCAGAGACUGCCUGUUCAAACUGUGUCCUAUGAAUAGAUACUCGGCACAGAAGCAGUUCUGGAAGGCGGCGAAGCCGGGCGGCAACAGCACCACAGACACCGUGCUCCUCAACAAACUCCACCACGCUGCAGACUUGGAGAAGAAACAGAACGAGUCAGAGAACCGCAAGCUGCUGGGGUCUGUCAUUCAGUAUGGCAACGUCAUCCAGCUGUUACACUUGAAGAGCAACAAGUACCUGACCGUGAACAAGCGUCUGCCAGCGCUGCUGGAGAAGAACGCCAUGAGAGUGACUCUGGACUCGGCCGGCAACGAGGGCUCCUGGUUCUACAUCCAGCCCUUCUACAAGCUGCGCUCCCUGGGGGACAGCGUGGUGAUCGGAGAUAAGGUGGUCCUCAACCCUGUGAACGCUGGGCAACCCCUGCACGCCAGCAGCCACCAGCUGGUGGAUAACCCAGGAUGCAAUGAGGUGAACUCGGUGAACUGCAACACCAGCUGGAAAGUGACGCUCUUCAUGAAGUGGAGUGACAAUAAGGAGACCAUCCUGAAAGGGGGCGACGUGGUGCGGAUGUUCCAUGCGGAGCAGGAGAAGUUCCUGACGUGUGACGACCACAGGAAGAAGCAGCACGUUUUCCUCAGGACCACCGGCCGACAGUCAGCCACCUCCGCCACCAGCAGCAAAGCACUCUGGGAGAUCGAGGUGGUCCACCACGACCCGUGCCGCGGGGGGGCGGGCUACUGGAACAGCCUGUUCAGGUUCAAACACCUGGCCACCGGCUGCUACAUGGCUGCAGAGGUGAACCCAGACUUUGAGGAGGAGCCUGCCGAGCAGAGGUCCUCAGUGGCGGACUUUACACCUUUUAACUUCCAGCUGGACACGGAUCACGAGGCCCUGCGUGCCCGUCUCCGGGCGCCCCAGGGGAAGGUGAUGUACACGCUGGUGCCCGUCCCCGAUGGCAUGGAGAUCUCCUCCAUCUUCGAGCUGGACCCCACCACCCUGAGGGGAGGGGACUCCAUGGUGCCCAGGAGCUCGUACGUGAGGCUGAGGCACCUGUGCACCAACACGUGGGUGCACAGCACCAACAACCCCAUCGACAAGGAGGAGGAGAAGCCUGUCAUGUUACGGAUUGGGACCUCGCCAGUGAAGGAGGAUAAAGAGGCGUUUGCCAUUGUGCCCGUGCCGCCCGCUGAAGUGCGUGAUCUAGACUUCGCCAACGAUGCCAGCAAAGUGUUGGCUUCUAUUGCCGGGAAGCUGGAAAAGGGGACAAUCACACAGAAUGAGAGGAGGUUUGUGACCAAGCUGCUGGAGGACUUGGUGUUCUUCGUGGUGGACAUCCCCAACAGCGGGCAGGACGUCCUGGAGAUCAUGGUGAACAAGCCCAACAGGGAGAGGCAGAAGCUCAUGAGGGAGCAGAACAUCCUCAAACAGAUCUUCAAGCUCCUCCAGGCCCCGUUCACGGACAGCGGGGAUGGCCCCAUGCUGCGGCUGGAGGAGCUGGGGGACCAGAGGCACGCCCCCUUCAGGCACAUCUGCCGGCUCUGCUACCGCGUUCUGCGCCACUCCCAGCAGGACUACCGCAAGAACCAGGAGUACAUCGCCAAGCAGUUCCGCUUCAUGCAGAAGCAGAUCGGCUACGACGUGCUGGCCGAGGACACCAUCACGGCCCUGCUGCACAACAACCGCAAGCUGCUGGAGAAACACAUCACCGCCGCCGAGAUCGACACCUUCGUCACCCUGGUGCGGAAGAACCAGGAGCCCAGGUUCCUGGACUACUUGUCGGAUCUGUGUGUGUCCAUGAACAAGUCCAUCCCUGUGACCCAGGAGCUGAUCUGCAACGCCGUGCUGGACCCGGCCAACGCAGACAUCCUCAUAGAGACCAAGUUGGUCCUGUCCAGGUUUGAGAUCGAGCCAGCCGCCAUCGGAGAGAGCCCCUCCCUGGAGGCAGAGGACGAGGAGGAGGUGUGGCUCUUCUGGAAGGACCCCUCUAAGGAGGUGCGCAGUAAGAGCAUCAGGGAGCUGGCCCAGGACGCCAAGGAGGGGCAGAAGGAGGACCAGGAGGUGGUCAGCUACUACAGGUACCAGCUGAACCUGUUUGCUAGAAUGUGUCUGGACCGCCAGUACCUGGCCAUCAACAAGAUCUCGGGCCAGCUGGACGUGGACCUGAUCCUGCGCUGCAUGUCCGACGAAGACCUGCCCUUUGACCUGCGCGCCUCCUUCUGCCGCAUGAUGCUGCACAUGCACGUGGACCGCGACCCCCAGGAGCAGGUCACGCCCGUCAAGUACGCCCGCCUCUGGUCUGAGAUCCCCUCCAAGAUCGCCAUCGACGACUACGACAACGACGGGACGACCAGGGAUGAGAUCAAGGAGCGCUUUUGUCUCACCAUGGAGUUUGUGGAGAACUACCUGAGGGAGGUGGUGUCCCAGAACAUCCCCUUCAACGACAGGGAGAAAAACAAGCUCACCUUUGAGGUGGUGAACCUGGCGAGAAACCUCAUCUACUUUGGGUUCUACAACUUCCGAGACCUGCUGCGUCUGACCAAGAUCCUGCUGAACAUCCUGGACUGUGUCCACGUCAGCACCAUCUACCCCAUCACCAAGCUGGAGAAGGAAGAGGAGGAGACCAAAGCAGGCAGCAACGUGAUGAAGUCCAUCCACGGCGUGGGGGAGCUGAUGACCCAGGUGGUGCUGCGUGGCGGGGGCUUCCUGCCCACCACGCCCACCCACCAGCCGGAGGGAGACGUGGUCAAGGCUCAGAUCGAGCCCGAGAGGGAGGACAUCAUGGUGAUGGACACCAAGCUGAAGAUCAUCGAGAUCCUACAGUUUAUCCUGAAUGUGCGACUGGACUACAGGAUCUCGUGCCUGCUGUGUAUUUUCAAGCGUGAGUUUGACGAGAGCAACCCCCAGGGAGACAACAGCACCAGCCAGGAUGGGGUCAACCCCCUGACAGGUAAUCUGGACUUUGAGAACAUUGAAGAACAGGCUGAAGGGAUCUUUGGUGGAAGUGAGGAGAACACCCCCCUAGACCUGGACGACCACGGGGGCCGCACCUUCCUCAGGGUGCUGCUCCACCUCACCAUGCACGACUACCCCCCGCUGGUGUCCGGCGCGCUCCACCUCCUCUUCAGACACUUCAGCCAGAGGCAGGAGGUGCUCAUGGCCUUCAAACAGGUCCAGCUGCUGGUGACCAGCCAAGACGUGGACAACUACAAGCAGAUCAAGUCGGACCUGGACCAGCUGCGCUCCAUCGUGGAGAAGUCUGAACUCUGGGUCUACAAGAGGCAGGGGGAGGACGGGAACGAUGGGGACGGGCCUGCAGAGUCCGACCACAAGAAAAAGGGAGACUCAAGUGGAUCAGACAAAAAGAAGUCGGAGAGCGCCAGCUGUUACAACUACAGAGUCGUCAAGGAGAUCCUGCUGCGCCUCAGUAAGCUGUGUAUCCAGGAGGGGGCAUCGGGGAAGAAGACCAGGAAGCAGCAGCAGAGGUUACUGAGGAACAUGGGGGCUCACAGCGUGGUACUGGAGCUCCUGCAGAUCCCCUAUGAGAAGGGUGAGGAUGUGCGCAUGGAGGAGAUCAUGAAGCUGGCUCAUGAGUUCCUGCAGAACUUUUGUGCGGGGAACCAGCAGAACCAGAUUCUCCUUCACAAACACAUCAACCUGUUCCUCAACCCCGGGAUCCUGGAGGCGGUGACCAUGCAGCACAUCUUCAUGAAUAACUUCCAGCUGUGCAGCGAGAUCAACGAGCGCGUGGUGCAGCACUUUGUCCACUGCACCGAGACGCACGGCCGCAACGUGCAGUACCUCAAGUUCCUGCAGACCAUCGUCAAGGCGGAGAACAAGUUCAUCAAGAAGUGCCAGGAUAUCGUGAUGGCCGAGCUGGUGAACUCGGGAGAGGACGUGCUGGUCUUCUACAACGACCGCGCCUCCUUCCAGACGCUGGUGCAGAUGAUGCGCUCGGAGCGCGGCCGCAUGGACGAGAACAGCGCGCUGAUGUACCACAUCCACCUGGUGGAGCUGCUGGCCGUCUGCACCGAGGGCAAGAACGUCUACACCGAGAUCAAGUGCAACUCCCUGCUGCCGCUGGACGACAUCGUCCGCGUGGUCACCCACGAGGACUGCAUCCCCGAGAUUAAAGUUGCCUACAUCAACUUCCUCAACCAUUGCUACGUGGACACAGAGGUGGAGAUGAAGGAGAUCUACACCUCCAACCACAUGUGGAAGCUCUUCGAGAACUUCCUGGUGGAUAUCUGCAGGGUGUGCAACAACACCACGGACAGGAAGCACGCGGACACCAUGCUGGAGGGUUACGUCACCGAGACGGUCAUGAGCAUCGUCACGUGUUUCUUCAGCUCGCCCUUCUCCGACCAGAGCACCAGUCUGCAGAUGGCUCAUCAUUUGUAUACCCGUCAGCCAGUGUUUGUCCAGCUGCUACAGGGGGUCUUCAGGGUGUUCCACUGCAACUGGCUCAACCCUGUCCAGAAGGCCUCCGUGGAGGCCUGCAUUAAGGUGCUCUCGGACGUGGCGAAGAGCCGAGCCAUCGCCAUCCCAGUAGACCUGGACAGCCAGGUGAACAACCUGUUUGUCAAAUCCAACAACGUGGUGCAGAAGAGCAUCCUGAACUGGAGGCUGUCGGCCAAGAACACCAGCCGGAAAGACUCAGACCUGCCCUCCUCCAAGGAUUACCGCAAUAUCAUCGAGAGGCUGCAGGACAUAGUGUCGGCCCUGGAGGACCGCCUGAGGCCUCUGGUGCAGGCGGAGCUGUCAGUGCUGGUGGAUGUCCUUCACCGGCCCGAGCUGCUCUUCCCUGAGAACACAGAGGCCCGCAAGAAGUGUGAGAGUGGAGGAUUCAUCUCAAAGCUGAUCAAGCACACCAAGCAGCUGCUGGAGGAGAACGAGGAGCGUUUGUGCAUCAAAGUCCUGCAGACCCUCCGGGAGAUGAUGACCAAGGACCGGGGUUACGGGGAGAAGCUGAUUGCCUUUGAUGAUGAAAUGGAUGUGGCGGAGCUGGCACCUCCGCCGGAACCUGAGGUUCCCAUCGAGGACCUCGACCCCAGCCAGCCGCAGAAACAACUCGAGGAUCAGACGAGGGGCGAGGCCCUACGGCAGAUCCUGGUCAACAGAUACUAUGGGAAUCUCAAGCCCAGCGGGAGGAGAGACAGCGUCACAACCUUCUCCCCCAGCCCCCUGAGUCCUACAGCGCAAGGAAAGCCCACUACAGUGGUGAGCUCCGGGGUCGGAGGUCGUGCAGAGCUGAGUCUGGCGGAGGUCCAGUGUCAUCUGGACAGGGAGGGCGCCUCAGACCUGGUCAUCGACCUCAUCAUGAACGCCACCAGCGACCGCAUCUUCCAGGAGAGCAUCCUAUUGGCCAUCGCCCUGCUGGAGGGUGGCAACACCGUCAUACAGAGAUCCUUCUUUGCACGGCUGACGGGCGAUAACAAGUCUGAGAAGUUCUUCAAGGUGUUCUACGAGCGCAUGAAGCUGGCCCAGCAGGAGAUCAAGGCCACGGUGACGGUGAACACCAGCGACCUGGGCAGCAAGAAGAAGGAGGAGGAGCCGCCCGACAAGGACGCCGUAGCACGCAAGAAAGCUAAAGACGCUCCGGGGCUGGUUGCUGCGGCGGCGACAGUGCCGGCGACCACGGUGGUGGUGGUGGCGGUGGCGAGCGAGGACAUCAAGGAGCAGCUGGUGGAGGCCACACUGACCACCAAGAAGGCCUUCACCACGUACCGGCGCGAGGCGGAGGCGGAGGAGCAGCAGGCGGCGGCGGAGGGCGCGGCGGCGGCGGCGGCGCCGGCCGGCGACAAGGGCCAGGAGGAGGGCGAGAUGAGCGUCAUCAUCACCAUCAUGCAGCCCAUCCUGCGCCUCAUGCAGCUGCUCUGCGAGAACCACAACCGGGAGCUGCAGAAUUUCCUCCGCAACCAGAACAACAAGAACAACUACAACCUGGUGUGCGAGACGCUGCAGUUCCUGGACUGCAUCUGCGGCAGCACCACGGGGGGGCUGGGCCUGCUGGGCCUCUACAUCAACGAGAAGAACGUGGGCCUCAUCAACCAGACGCUGGAGAGCCUCACCGAGUACUGCCAGGGCCCCUGCCACGAGAACCAGAACUGCAUCGCCACCCACGAAUGCAACGGCAUCGACAUCAUCAUCGCCCUCAUCCUCAACGACAUCAACCCGCUGGGCAAGAAGAGGAUGGACCUGGUCCUGGAGCUGAAGAACAACGCCUCCAAGCUGCUCCUGGCCAUCAUGGAGAGCCGCCACGACAGUGAGAACGCCGAGAGGAUCCUCUACAACAUGAGGCCCAAAGAGCUGGUGGAGGUGAUCAAGAAGGCCUACAUGCAGGGGGAGAUCGAGGUACUCCCUGAGGAGGGGGAGGAGGGGGAGGACGAGCACUCGGCGUCCCCGCGCAACGUGGGCCACAACAUCUACAUCCUGGCGCAUCAAUUGGCUCGCCACAACAAGGAGCUCCAGGCUAUGCUGAAACCCGGGGGCACCUACGGGGAGGGGGAUGAGGCCCUGGAGUUCUACGCCAAGCACACGGCGCAGAUCGAGAUCGUGCGGCUGGACCGCACCAUGGAGCAGAUAGUGUUCCCCGUGCCCAACAUCUGUGAAUUCCUGACGACGGAGUCCAAGCUGCGUGUGUACUACACCACCGAGCGCGACGAGCAGGGUAGUAAGAUUAAUGACUUCUUCCUGCGCUCGGAGGACCUCUUCAACGAGAUGAACUGGCAGAAGAAGCUGCGGGGUACUCAGGAGGUUGCUGGCGACGACAACACGGUCCCCUCCCAGCCCAUCCUGUACUGGUGCUCCAGGAACAUGUCCUUCUGGAGCAGCAUCUCCUUCAACCUGGCGGUGCUCAUGAACCUGCUGGUGGCCUUCUUCUACCCCCUGGAGGGCAUCCGCCGAGGUACCCUUGACCCCCACCUCUCUGCCCUGCUGUGGACGGCCAUGCUGGUUUCCCUGGCCAUUGUCAUCAUCCUGCCCCAGCCUCACGGCAUCCGGGCCUUCAUAGCCUCCACCAUCCUCAGGCUCAUCUUCUCCGUGGGCCUGGAGCCCACGCUGUACCUCCUGGGAGCCUUCAAUGUCUGCAACAAGGUGAUCUUCCUGAUGAGCUUCGUGGGGAACCGGGGCACCUUCACGCGGGGCUACAAGGCCAUGAUCAUGGACGUGGAGUUCCUCUACCACCUGCUCUACCUCAUCAUAUGCAGCCUCGGGGUCUUCGUGCACGUCUUCUUCUACAGCCUGCUGCUCUUUGACCUGGUCUACCGGGAAGAGACCCUGCUCAAUGUCAUCAAGAGCGUGACCCGCAACGGGCGAUCCAUCGUCCUCACGGCCGUGCUGGCCCUCAUCCUCGUCUACCUCUUCUCGAUCGUGGGAUACAUCUUCUUCAAGGACGACUUCAUCCUUGCCGUGGACAGAAUACCCAACAAGACCCUCGAGCACGGGGCCAGCAUGGUGGGGGAGCUCUUCUCCGGGGGAGCUUGUCUGAAGGAAAACGGAGAGAACUGCUCAGCCGAAGCCUCGGUGGAUGCAGCUGUUGUGGCGCCGCAGCCCUCGCCGCUGGUGAUCGAGGAUAAGGAGCGGGUGUGCGACUCGCUCAUCAUGUGCAUCGUCACCGUCCUGAGUCACGGCCUGAGGAGCGGCGGCGGCGUGGGGGACGUCCUGAGGAAGCCGUCCAAGGAGGAGCCUCUGUUCGCGGCCCGGGUCAUCUACGACCUGCUGUUCUUCUUCAUGGUCAUCAUCAUCGUCCUCAACCUCAUCUUCGGUGUCAUCAUCGACACCUUCGCUGACCUGAGGAGCGAGAAGCAGAAGAAGGAGGAGGUGCUGAAGACCACGUGUUUUAUUUGUGGUCUGGAGCGCGACAAGUUUGACAACAAGACAGUGACGUUUGAGGAGCACAUCAAGGUGGAGCACAACAUGUGGCACUACCUGUUCUUCAUCGUGCUGGUGAAGGUCAAGGACUCCACCGAGUACACCGGCCCCGAGAGCUACGUGGCGGAGAUGAUCAGGGACCACAACCUUGACUGGUUUCCCAGAAUGAGAGCCAUGUCUCUGGUGAGCAGCGAUGCGGAUGGUGAGCAGAAUGAAAUCCGAAAUCUACAGGAGAAGCUGGAGUCCACUAUGAAGCUGGUGACCAACCUCUCGGGCCAAUUGACAGAGCUCAAAGAACAGAUGACAGAGCAACGGAAGCAAAAGCAGCGCAUCGGCCUAUUGGGCCAUCCGCAGCACAUGAAUGCCAACCCCCAGCAGCCCGCGUAGCGACCACUUGACCCAACACGACCACCCAGUGAGGGGGCGACUGCCGAUGGACUGCCGAGCCUCUGCUCUGGGUGUCUGUGCGGUGUGAUCCGCAUAGCUACAGCUUAUAAUGGUAUGAAACGUUUUAGAGAAACACAAGUAGGUUAGUGACGGUAUCAUGUCUUAUAAUGUCUAGCACGUGCUCGUGGUGACUCCAUCCAGUACGACUCAGUAAGCCUAAUGUAUGUGGCCCUACGAGGGCCCGCGGUGCCAAGUGCUGUUCUAUGUAGAGACGAAUGGGAUUUUUGUUCGAUACAUGGCCUUUACUGAAUGAACUUGAACGACGGAGAAGCCGAAUGGACUGGAAAGUUACACGAAAAGUUCCAUUUCAAGCUUUUUUUUCAAACGGUUUAAGCAGUAUUUAUUAACUUUUCUUCUUUGUCUUUUGGUGCAAUACUCAAUCUUAUGCAACCUUCAUAUAUGUGGACUUGAGUCUUGAAUUGUUUUGUAAGGGUUGAGAGCUUGCACUCUUCUGUCGUGUCAUGUUUGUCUCAAAUAGCCCUCGGUAGGAGAUAUGUUGAAUUAAAUCCUAAUAUAGAAGUGAUAAUAAUAAUAUAUAAUUAUAUGCCAGCCCAAUUUUUAUUAUUUUUUAUUUCAAUUACAUUUAUUUAAUUUCUUUGCUGUGUAUAUUGCAAACAAUUCAAAGGCACUCAAGAUAGUUUACUGUGUCAUAUAUAUAUAUAUGAAAAAAACCAUAUAUAUAUAUAGAUAUAUAUAUAUUUUUUUUUUUUAUAUAUCUAUACCUUUGUUUGUCCAAUGCUGUCUUAUCUGAAAGCUUGUUUUAUGAUGAUCUUAUAUAUUUAUGUGUGUCAGUGCUGCUAAUACAUUAUGCUCAGGAGUUUACAGCUAAUAAUGAAUCAUUAGAAUAUGACCAAAAUGCGUCUCACAUUUUUUGUAUGUGCCUUUUUAUUAUUUUUCCCAUAACAGUGGAAAUGUAGUUUAUCUUGCAUAGAUGCAAAGUCUUAAUUAUCAAAAACUAUGUAUUUAAUAUGUUUUUGUUUAUUUAUUAGUUUAUUUAUUAAUUUACGGAAUUGCUUUAUGAGUGGGGCAGUAUUUUUGUAAGUGUACAUACAACCAUUGCUUAUACCAUUGCUUUUGUAAGUAGUACAUUUCCAGGAGAAUAAAAAAUGGAAAUAAAUGCAAAAAAAGCCACAAUAUUUCCAUUCUAAGCAGUGUCAAUUUGUACAUUAAAGUAGAAGUAUUUAUUUAAUUGUA
Gadus morhua (Atlantic cod) is the source of this 9883-nucleotide messenger RNA. It is a transcript of the gene itpr1b, whose product is annotated as inositol 1,4,5-trisphosphate receptor, type 1b. The transcript has 63 exons. Gene Ontology annotation, biological process: calcium ion transmembrane transport. The record is from RefSeq and is a predicted model, not a curated record. Lineage: Eukaryota; Metazoa; Chordata; Actinopteri; Gadiformes; Gadidae. Gene Ontology annotation, molecular function: inositol 1,4,5 trisphosphate binding; inositol 1,4,5-trisphosphate-gated calcium channel activity. Gene Ontology annotation, cellular component: endoplasmic reticulum; membrane. The coding region runs from base 218 to 8629 and encodes 2803 amino acids.